This is a messenger RNA of Thecamonas trahens ATCC 50062, 2592 nucleotides long. RefSeq names its product ATP-binding cassette transporter. Gene Ontology annotation, molecular function: ATP hydrolysis activity; lipid carrier activity; ATP binding. The record is from RefSeq and is a predicted model, not a curated record. Gene Ontology annotation, biological process: lipid transport; transmembrane transport. The coding region runs from base 1 to 2592 and encodes 863 amino acids. The transcript is spliced from 2 exons. NCBI's taxonomy places the organism in Eukaryota, Apusomonadida, Apusomonadidae. Gene Ontology annotation, cellular component: intracellular membrane-bounded organelle; membrane.
AUGGCGCAGAGUGGCAGAGAGCAAGGAGCGGCAAGCGUGUGGCGUAAUGGGUGGGUGGUAAAGAGCGCGGUGCAGACGUGGCAUCUGCUACGGUUCAAGGAGGUGGUUCUCGUCCGACGGAGGUGGCUCUCGAGCGUGGUCCAGCUCCUCCCGCCGAUCUUCCUUCUCUCGCUUCUGUUUAUCCUCCAACAUACGGUGGUACCUGAGGCUCCCUCGCUCAACCCGCCUGCUGUCCCGUUCCCGUCCGAGUUUCCGUCUUGCUCCCCGCGGAAAGGCGCUACGUGUCUGGAUCUGGUCUGGGGCCCAGAGAGUGAUCCGGUGGCGGCCGGUAUCGUGGCUUCGUUUGGCGUGGCCGAAGCAAAGCAGAGAGCCUUUGGCUCGCGGGACAAGCUCAUCGAUUGGGUCAUCGCCCAUCCAAACACCACCUCGGCGGCGGUCUACUUCAACUCGACAGGCGAGGCGCGGGUGAGCAUUCCAAGUCAGCCCGAAAAGCUGGCCCGGGCGCUGCGGGUGGAGAUCCUGACAAACUCGACAACCAAGGCCGAGCUGUGGCGGCCGCGGAUUCUGCGCCUGGUGCAGGAGCAGUUGAUGGGGGCAGCGGUGUCAGCCAACGGGAGCGCGCUGACUGCGGGCGACCUUGGGAAGCCGUAUGUCCUCGACUGCGCUUGGCAGGAGAUCCCGAUUCUGGCAACGUCGCCCAAGACCAAUGCGGUGCAGAUCGGCGGGGCGUCGUUUGUCUUUACCGGCAUUGCGUUUGCCAUGAUUGCCAUGAUGCGUGGGGUGGUGGCUGAGCGCGAGAGUGGGCAGCGGCUGAUGCUCAAGACGAUGGGCGUGGUGGACGGGGCGUACUGGGCGGCGGGCUACGUCGUCAACGGAGUGCUGGCAUGUGUGGCGGCACUGCUGACGUACGUUACGGGGGUGGCGUAUCGGUUCACGCUCUUUACGCAGACAAACGGCGGCGGGCUUGUCCUCCUGCUAGUGUGCUUCGGGCUGGCGACGGUGCCGCAGGCGUUCUUUGGCUCGGCGAUGGUGGGCAAGUCGCGGACGGCGCUCAUUGUGGGCAUCCUCAACCUUGUGGUGGGGAUGAACGUGGUGGCCGUCUUUGCGUCCAACUCGCUCAUCUACCUCUUGUGGAAGUCGUCUGUCCAGGCUUGGGGCCGUGCUCUCCUCCUCAUCCUCCUCCCUCCGCUCUCGUUCACCAAGGUUUGGGUCGACAUGGUCAACGUGACGUACGGCUACGCCGACUUUGGCGGCGGCUCGCGGAUCUCUGCGCGGCGGUUUGAGUGGGCGGACAUGCAUCGGACAACUGCGGCGGCCAAGGCUUUCGACGCCGACAUCGACGCGCCGCCGAUUGAGAGCAUCUACAUGCUGCUGGCGUCUGCAGUAGUGUACGCGGUGGCGACUUGGUACGCCGACCAGGUCUUCUCCACCUCGCUCGGACUCCGGCGGCCAUUUUACUUUUUCGAGCGGAUUGAGCUGCUGGAGAGCGAUGCAGACGAUGUGGCGCGAGAGAUGCGGGCGGCAGCGUCGAUGAGCUCAGUGCUCUCGUUGGUCGGGGUGGUCAAGGUGUUCCAGCCGUCGCUGAUGGAACGAGUGUGGCUGUUGCGGGCAGUGUACAUGGUGACGGUGGGGUGGAUGGCGGCGGUGGUCCGGUGUGCGACAGGCUCAUCUAGGCAGAAAUCUUCAUCUUCGGGGCCUGUCCGCGCUGUCGAUGGACUCUAUCUCAGCGUGGGCGAGGGCGAGCUCGUUGCGCUGCUGGGGCACAACGGAGCAGGUAAGACGACGGCGAUGAGCAUUGUGACGGGUGGGCUGCGGGCCGACUCGGGCGUGGUCCGGUACAGCAUUGACGGAGUCGAGUACUCGGUGGCGGCGCACGGCGACGAGAUCCAUGGCCUUGUCUCAAUCUGUAGGCAAGCGGACGUGCUGUGGGAUGAGCUGAGCGCGGCCGAGCACGUUGCGCUUUUCUGCGUGCUGAGUGGUGUGGACGAGAGCGAAGUGGCGAGCGUAGUGGACGACGCGCUCGCGCGAGUCUCGCUCGGGAGCAAGGCCCACGAACGGGCCGGCACAUUUUCGGGUGGGAUGAAGCGGCGGCUCUCUGUGGUGUUGGCGCUGGUGGGCCCGGCGCGGAUGGUGCUCCUCGACGAGCCGACAACCGGCCUCGACCCGCUGCAUCGGCGUGAGGUGUGGGAGAUGAUUGAGGAGGCCAAGGCCGAGAAGAGCAUUCUCCUCACAACGCACUCGAUGGAAGAGGCCGAUGCGCUCGGUGAUCGGAUUGCGAUUGUGUCUGCCGGGCGGCUGAUGGCGAUCGGCGACGCCAUGGAGCUCAAGUCUCGGUACGGGCUUGGGUACCAUGUCAAGAUCAUGUGCGCGCCAGAGGCGUCCGAUGCGAUCGAGGCCGAGAUCAUCCGGCUCGGCGGCGAGGUCCAUGACGCGGUGGCAGGCUCGAUUGCCGCCUCUGUUCCACGGGUGAACCUUGUGGCGGUUGUGGCCCGGUAUCUCGAGGAGCGAAUGGAGUCUGGCAGCGUGGUGGACUUUGCCGUCUCGCACACAACACUAGAAGAGGUUUUCCUGAGGACCGCGCGACUGGAGUGA